CCCACAUCUGAUAUCGUACCCAAUGGCCGACGACGUCCUCAAGCGCGUCUGCGCCGUCGUGACCAUCCCCGCGGCCUACUACGCGAGCAAGGACCCGGCCCUCGCGCCCUAUGCAGCGCUGCCACGGUACAGUGCGGCGCUCUACAUCGGCGUUCUCAGCGCUGUCGCAUCGCACGCGUGCCUUGCCACGUGCUACAAGCGCCUGUACGCUGGCGCCGUCAAGCCAUGGAAGGCCGAUGCGCACAGCAUCCACUAUGAGCGCGGCCUCGAGCGCUUCCUCGAGCGCAACUACGCCAAGGCCAUCAAGCACUUUACACGUGCGAUCGAGAGCCGACCCAGCGAGGGGCUCUACUACGCCCGCCGCGCCGACAGCUACCUCAUGAUGGCGGCGCUUCAACUGGCCUACAACGACUAUAUGAGCGCUUCGCUGUUAUCGCCCGACGACGACGACGCCAAGGCGCGCGUGGCGACGUGUGCUGCCAAGUUCCCAUCGCCGCCCGCGUACACGCCCGAGACGCCGCCGCCCUCUCGGUCCUUCUUUCGCCGGCUCCUCCAACGUCACGGGCCUGACACGUCGUCGACCAAGCCAUGGACGGCCACGGCGCGCGACCUUGUGCUCAUGUUUGUGCUGACGGUUCCAGUCUUUCUCGUUGUGUACACAUUUGUCUCGAUCGCUGUCGACGUCUCGCUAACGCUAGCGUCGUUUGUUGGCUACUGCUGUCGCGGCGUCGGUCGCCGAGCGUGGCGCCACGCGCUGCGCCCGGCCGGCAUCGCACUCGCCCCACUCGCAACGACGAUACUCACAGCCAUCGGCCAAAUCUUUGACUGCGUGGCUCGACAGAUCGUCACGAUUCUCCGACUCUUGCAUGGGCCGUGUGAGCGCAUGCUGGCAGCCAUCUUCCGAGGCGUCGGGAGGCUCUUUGAGUUGCUGACACACCCGCUUGGGCUUCUGCGCUGGCUUGUCACGACGCCGAUCUCGAUGGCGUGGGAGCUUCUCCGUGGCAUUUUUCAUGCACUCAACGCCGCCAUCAGCCCCGAGACCAAACGCCGCGUCAUGCGCUUGGCCUCGGACCUCGUCGAAAGCUCAACCAAGGUCGCGCUGCACUGCCUCAGUGGACUCUGGAACGUCCUCGUUGUCGUUGCUCGCAUUGCGCGGCAACUCGUUACGCUAACGUACGAUGUUGCUAUCGCACUUGGCCUCCCGACCUUGGUGACUUGCAUCAACCAGCUCGUCGCCUCGCUCCUUGGGAGCAUCUAUCAUGUCGUUCAGAGCGUCUGUGGCCUUGUGGCCGAGCUGCUCCAGGGGAUCCUCGGCAUCUUUGGUAGCGCUUUGUUUAAUUUCAAGUAGUACAUGUAUCCUGGUUGAACACCG
Saprolegnia diclina VS20 is the source of this 1372-nucleotide messenger RNA. RefSeq lists its product as hypothetical. NCBI's taxonomy places the organism in Eukaryota, Oomycota, Saprolegniomycetes, Saprolegniales, Saprolegniaceae. Bases 23 to 1348 code for a protein of 441 amino acids. The record is from RefSeq and is a predicted model, not a curated record. The transcript is spliced from 4 exons. Gene Ontology annotation, molecular function: protein binding.